Molecule: messenger RNA, 1577 nt
Organism: Cicer arietinum (chickpea)
Lineage: Eukaryota; Viridiplantae; Streptophyta; Magnoliopsida; Fabales; Fabaceae
Biological process (GO): beta-D-galactose catabolic process via UDP-galactose, Leloir pathway; glucose metabolic process
Molecular function (GO): carbohydrate binding; aldose 1-epimerase activity
Source: RefSeq, a predicted model, not a curated record
AAGUGACACACAUCCGAUGACAAACCUUUCCUUAUAACACAAUUUGAGUUUAUCCAAUAUCAUUAACCUAAUAUACUACAUUUACCUAAUCCAAUUUUUGUGGGUCCCGUUUCCUCCUUCUAUGUAAUUUAUUUAAGUUAAUCUUUGCGGAAUAAUUUGAGAGAGAGAAAUAAGAUCACUCAUCGGUGAAAUUAUUGUUCAACAAUGUCUGAUGUUUCGUUAUUGUUUUGUGCUCUCUUAGGGCUCUUGGUUCUCACUCAUGCACAUCAACAUGAGAAAAUUGGAUUUUAUGAAUUGAAAAGAGGAAAUAUGAGGCUUAAUUUGACAAACUAUGGUGCUACAGUUAUAUCUGUUAUAGUUCCUGAUAAACAUGGGAAUUUAGCUGAUGUUGUUCUUGGCUAUGAUUCCAUUAACUCUUAUGAGAAUGAUACAUGUUACUUCGGUGCCCUUAUUGGGCGUGUGGCAAAUAGAAUUGGAGGAGCUCAAUUCACUUUGGAUGGCAAAACAUACAAAUUGCCAGUUAAUGAUCAUGGGAACACACUCCAUGGUGGCACCAAAGGGUUCAGUGAUGUUAUAUGGACAGUAAAAUCUCACCGGGAAGACAAUCAUAUAACAUUUACCUACGACAGUUUUGAUAAUGAACAAGGUUUUCCUGGAAAACUUGAGGUAAGUGUGACUUACAUGUUGUUUGGAAGAAACUUAUUGGGUGUGAAAAUGAUUGCCAAGCCAAUAGACAAAGCCACACCAGUGAAUCUAGCACAACAUACUUAUUGGAACCUAAGAGGCCACAACAGUGGUGACAUUCUAUCUCACAUUGUUCAGAUCUUUGGUUCAAAUAUCACGCCAGUAGACAAUAAUCUCAUCCCAACAGGAAAAGUUCAAUCAGUGCAAAACACUCCAUAUGAUUUCCUUAAACCAAAAAAAGUUGGAAGUCAAAUUAAUGAGCUUCCUGGUUUAUAUGACAUCAACUAUGUGUUAGACAAGAAUAGUCAAAAUCACUUAAGUAAGGUUGCUAUGGUGAGAGAUCCUGUCUCAGGAAGGAAAAUGGAGUUGUGGUCAAAUCAACUUGGAGUGCAGUAUUAUACUAGUGGCAUGUUGGGUGAUACCAAGGGAAAGGGUGGAGUCAUAUAUCACAAGCAUGCUGGAAUUGCUUUGGAGACACAGGGUUAUCCUGAUUCAGUGAAUCAUCCUAACUUUCCUUCUCAGAUUGUACAUCCUGGAGAGACAUACAAGCAUUACAUGGUUUAUAGAUUCACAGCUAGCUAAAUUUAUUUGUGACAUUCAGCACAUAGUGAUUUUUAAUUUUUCUUUUUUGCUUAGUAGUUAUCAAUUUAUUUUUAUUUUUGGUUGUUUUUUUAUUUGAAGACAAUUGUUCUAUGGUUUUUGUUUUAUUCACUUCAUUGGUAGUAAAAGAGAAAAAGUAAUGUGUGUGAUUGUGGUUUCAUUGGUUGUGAACCAUCAUAAAAGUAACCACAUAUUGUGGUUUCAGUGUGUCAACGAAAGCUAAAAAUGACCAUGCAAUUGUAUUUUUUUUCUAACAAUUUGUUAUGUUCUAUUGAGGAUGAGGAUGAAUUUCA